This is a messenger RNA of Paramuricea clavata, 1773 nucleotides long. The record is from the annotation of a GenBank genome assembly. Lineage: Eukaryota; Metazoa; Cnidaria; Anthozoa; Malacalcyonacea; Plexauridae.
AUGACUAUUAGAGUUACAAAUGCGAAGAAGGAAAGAAUCAAAACGUUUUUGAUAGCGGCUAUUGAAAAUCCCAUAGAUAUUUCUAUAAGGCAGGUAGCUAAGAUUAUUGGUUACCUAGUCUCCACCUUACCUGGAGUCCAGUAUGGAGCUCUGUACUACCGAUACCUUGAAAUGGACAAAGUAUCAGCUCUAAAAAUAUCAAAAGGUAAUUUUGAUGCCCCCAUGACUAUUUCUAAGGAUGGCCUUGUAGAGUUGAGAUGGUGGGUUAAUCAUAUAGACGAAAGUUUUAAUUAUCUUAUGAUUCCCCCAAUCGACAUUACAAUAUACUCUGAUGCAUCCUUACAAGGAUGGGGAGCAGUACUAGGUGAUACAUCUUCAGGGGGAGGUGGUCACCUGAUGAAUGCACAAAUCACAUCAAUUAUCUUGAACUUCUGGCUGCAUUUUUUGCCCUAAAAUCGUUUUGCAGGGGUAAGCAUGUAAAACUCAUGAUAGAUAAUACAACAGCAGUAGCAGUAAUUAACAACAUGGGGUCUUGCCAUAGUCGUGCCUGUCACUCGGUUGGUUGCCAGAUCUGGCAAUUUUGUGUAGAAUAUAACAUUUGGCUUACCGCUGCUCACAUUCCUGGUGCUAAAAAUGUCUUAGCAGAUAAAGAAUCGCGCCAUUUUCAGAGUCAGGAUAAAGAAUGGAAACUUAAUCCACUGUCAUUAUAUGAUGCGCUCAAUAAUUUCAACCUGAGAUAGAUCUUUUUGCAUCACGCUUAAAUAAGCAGUUUUCUCUAUAUUGCUCUUACAGGCCAGACCCUGAAGCAAUGUUUGUUGAUGCAUUUUCUAUCUCAUGGGCUGACUCAAAGUUUUAUUGUUUCCCUCCGUUUAGUUGUUUGUUACAGGCCGUGAAGAAAAUAAUUCAGGAGCAUGCCCAGGGAAUUUUAGUUGUCCCAGACUGGCCCACCCAGCCUUGGUAUCCACUGUUGGCCCCGCUUCAUGUUCAACCUCCAGUGGUUCUGGAACCCAGUCGCACACUGCUGACCCUUUGUCACUCUCCGAAAAUAAUUCAUCCCCUUUGCAGAAAGCUGAAACUUUUAGUAUGUCAUGUCUAAGGCGACAAUUACAACAACGAGGCUACUCGUUAAGAUCCAUCGAAAUCAUUGAAUCAUCAUGGAGGGAUAGCACAAAAUCUCAAUACCAAGUGCAUCUACAAAAAUGGUUACAAUUUUGUAUGGAGAGGGAUUGUGAUAUCAUCUCCCCCAACUUACCACAGGCGUUAGAUUUUCUGUCAUCUCUGUUUGACUCGGGUUUAUCUUAUAGCUCACUAAAUUCGGUGAGGUGUGCUGUAUCUACUAUUCUGCAGCUAAGUGAUAGUGCAGUAACUUUUGGACAGUUACCUAUUGUCAAGCGUUUUAUGAAAGGUAUAUUCGAACUGCGUCCGGCACUCCCUCGUUACCAGACAACCUGGGAUGUCAGUAAAGUUUUAGAUUUUUUCCGAAAGCAGUCUAUGCCUUCAGCGUUGACUUUAAAAGACCUUACUGUUAAAGUUACCUUUUUGUUAUCUUUACUAAGUGGACAGCGCUGUCAAACAAUUCACGUUUUAACUGUCGAUAAUAUGAUUCUCAUGGCUGAUAAGUGCACUUUUCACGUCAGGGAGAAAGUAAAACAGACGCGUGUUGGAACCCAUGUGAAACCCCUCGAGUUUCUUUGCGUCGUUACGCAUCUCUUAGAGUAUGUCAAGAGAACUGCCUGUACUAGGAACGAUACAAAGCAAUUGCUAUUUAGUCAC